Messenger RNA from Brachypodium distachyon (stiff brome), 5021 nucleotides. Its product is annotated as BTB/POZ domain-containing protein POB1. Gene Ontology annotation, biological process: response to red light. Gene Ontology annotation, molecular function: protein binding. Bases 3306 to 4787 code for a protein of 493 amino acids. The transcript has 6 exons. The record is from RefSeq and is a predicted model, not a curated record. Gene Ontology annotation, cellular component: nucleus. Lineage: Eukaryota; Viridiplantae; Streptophyta; Magnoliopsida; Poales; Poaceae.
CAUUAACCUUCGGCACAUGAGCGGGAGGCCAAGAUCAGGGAACAAGGCUAGGAAGAGCAGAAUUGCAACUUGGAGAUUUCACAUUUUCACUUCGGUUCGGUAAUAAACGUCGCAAGCAGUGUCCCGAGUCCAUUUGCGCCCAUAGGAAAAGCAUUUUGCCACGACUGUGACCAUUACUAGCAGUCCAGAUGGGCCAUUAGAUGGGCCUCAGGUCCACAACCCACGAAGAAUGGCACUACCAUCACGGGCUGGAUGGAUUAAGGUGAGUGACCUUCCAAAAUUUAGUAACGGGCGGCCUGCCCGCCCUAUCGUCUUCUCCAAAGAAGCGUCGGCCAGCGGUUAAAAAAAAAGAGUAUGGAGUGUCGGCCAGCUAGGGUUCCGGCCACGCUCCCCCUCUCGUCUCGUGGAGGUGGCAGAUCGCAUGGCCGGCGGCGAGGAGACGAGGGGCUUCGGGGGCGGCCGGGCGGAGAUGGAUCCGGAGCCCUCGCGUUCAACUCAGAGAAGUUCUCGGACAAGAUGCUGCGGAUAGAGGUCGUCACCGGCGACGGCGACGGCGGUGGAGGAUCGAGUGCCUCCCCCGCACCGUUUGAUGCAUGAAUGGAUUUAGCUGCUGCUGGUACUGAUCGUAUGUAAUAUUCUCUAUAUGGUUAGUUGGUACUUUGAUGCGUUUUCGGUCAAAUUUAUUUGUGGCGGGUUUGCCAUGCUUGGUGGAAAUGCAAGUUAUCUAGCAUUGAAAAUUGGUUCCUGAAAAAAAAAGUUGUGCUACCUUAAUCAGUCUCAAACUUAUUGAGGCAAAGUAGUUAACAGAGUAUACACUGGCCAUACGUCAAAUCUUCCUGUUGUUAUCUAUCUGAAUGUAACAAGUACCAAAUAGGAAUGUACUGUAACCACUAACAUUUGAUUUCUUUCCUUUUUAUUGAGAGGAAAGCAGUAAGCUGUAUACCAUAACAUUUGAGGCCAACUCCCCAUUACAAUCUCCGCGAUAAACUGCAGAAUUCACACUCGGAGUACAUCGGCAUAUCUGCUUCACACGGCAACCCAAUAUAUGCUAAGCUAUGUGCAGCACCGUUUUAACUCCCUAUCACAUCGAGAUGCAUUAAACUCAUAGAAGUUCUACUUGAACUGAAACAUUGGCUGUUCAAAUGCUUGCUGCUUCACACCUCGAACUGUUCCUGGUCUUCUCGUUCACUGUCUUGCAUAGCAAGUUGGAAUCAGUUUCAAUGGUCAGCUUGUGAAUCCCAACGUAGGUUGCCAUUUCAAUUGCCUCUUCCACACCUGCAAGCUCUGCAGCAAAGGCCUCACUGAUAUUAUCAACAUGUCCAGCACCGGCAAUAAGGACAUCUCCAUCCUUGUUUCUGAUCACUGCACCUCAUUCUCCAUAUCUAUUUCCCAAUGAAAACAAACAUAUACAUUUUUUUAGCGGGAAGAGCAUAUACUACAUUAUUUUUAGCAGAAGAACUUAUACAUUAUUGUCGAUACUAUUGACUUAAUUGUUGUGUACUAGUCUACUAGGAACGAUGAAUAGACGCCGCUUCAUUUUCUAAAAAUGACGAUUUUAUGAGAGAAUAUGAUCCUUUGUAUAUUUGGAAAAGAGGUGCGGAGUAAGGGGCUCUCUAGAACUCUCUGGUGUCCACAACCAUGUUUCAUUUAAGGUCAACACUAGUCUGCCAUUUUCUAUGUCUGUCUCUAUUUUUUGUGUGUGGAGUGUUGACACAUUUAAGGUUAUCAUUAGCCUGCGUAUAAUUGUUACGCUUGAGUAGUGCAAGUACAUGUUGUAUGCAGGUAAAUUUGCUACCACAAUAUGAUGAUCAAAGGUAGCCCUUGGUUGCACUUUUCUCAGUUUGCAACGUACUGGUUACAUGCCAUUGCUGGCAAGAUGGACCAAGUCUUAAUUGGUUAUAACCGCCCGGGGUUUCCUUGUUAGCUACUCCCUCCGUUCCAUAAUUUGAACUAACAGCACGGCAAAGAUUAUGGAACGGAGGUAGUACUUGACUUGCUUCGGCUGCUACUAGAUGCUCCAAUGUAUGGAAUAUAGUAAUAUAUUAGAUAACGGUAUACAACUUUGUGUGCUCGUUUUGCUUGAAUAUCAUUUGUAGGACACUGGAGUAACCUUGAUCACCGUACCGAGUGAGCUACACGCUUGCUUAGAUAGUUGGAUCCAGCAAAUGUUCAUUUUCCAUGAUGUUACCAUUUUUGCCUUGUUUAUGAAGACUGAUUAAAUGAAUCUGCACCCAUAGUAGAGCCGAGUGUUCAAAGUAUUUUAACAGUUCAACCUGUCUAGUGAUUCUGUUCCGUACCUUUUACACUUUUACUUCUUUUAUCUAUUUCUCCUUUAUUUCUCUUGUUCCGGUAUUUUGCAGUAGAUGAAGGAAAAAUUACCGACUCUUCCUCGAACAUGGUAGAUACAGCAGUUUUAAGAUUAACGAUGAUUAUAUCAAUUCAGCGAUUCUUGCUGCAAGAAGUCCGUUAUUAAAUACAUUUUGUUCAGUAUUCACUAUUUUAUUCAUUCUUUCUAAUAAGCUUCAUGCUUCUUAGCUUUUCUCAAAUGGCAUGGAAGAAUCUGAUCAGAAACAUCCAACACUUCGGAUUGCUGAUUCAGGUUCUAUCAUGAACUGAUGAACUUCCCUCUUGUUGGGAUUGAGGCCAUCUUCAGUGUUGUUGGCUUGGCACAGCAUGGAUCAUGUCUUUUCUCAUCAUCACAAAAAAGAAAAGAAAAAGUGUUGGCCUAAUUUUAACAGAAGACCAAUGGCACUUCAAAAAAAUAAACAAACAGUCUAGUCAUUGCAUCCCUGUUGGAUUUGAAAGCUCCCACUAGAAAUUGUAAUUGAGUACUUGUUCACAACAUGGUCAUUUAUUAUUUGAGAAAUGAGUGGCAUGGUCUAAAUUGGGUAACUUAGGGCUUGCCUUUCACCGCUCUUGAUAAAACAAAGUCUGAAUCAAUUGGCAACGGAUUGAUCUAUGAUUUCCAUUCAAUAGGACCUCAGGAUCGCCAGUGUUGAAUGCGUGCACAUCUUGCAAGUCGAGGACCGGGGUCACCUAACUUGCGGGUCACCGACAAAUGGGCCUAUCCUGCACACGUGAGAACUGGGUUCCCCUGAAUAAUUGUGAAUGAAUUUUACUUUCCGGUUUCCAUUUUUUCCAUUUGUUGCCUUUUGUGCAAAGAUGGAAGAUGUGCCUAUACCUUGGCUAGUACUCCACUUCCCAGGGCCGGAAAAGCUCACGGGUCUUUCAAGAUUUUCCAGGGCCACUUUUCCCCAAUCCAGCUAGCUAGGGUUUACGGUCACGGUCUGCUUCCUCUUCCGGAGAUGGCGGAGCGCAUGGCCGCCGACGGGGAGUCGUCUGUGGCGGCAGCAGCUGAGGCGGAGAUGAAGAUGGAGUGCUUCGAUUUCGCGUUCAACUCAGAGAGAUUCUCUGACAGGCUGCUGCGGAUAGAGGUUGUCGCCAGUGACGACAUCGCUGAAGGGUUCCUCCCCGACUGCACGCGCCACCGCAAGGACAAAGGUGAUAAAAGACAGCGUAUUGCCUCUUCCCCAACCAUGGCAGAUACACCAGUUUUACGAGUAAAGACCCUUCAUAUCAAUUCUGCGAUACUUGCUGCAAGAAGUUCUUUCUUUCUAAAGCUUUUCUCAAAUGGCAUGAAAGAAUCUGAUCAGACGCAAACAACAAUUAGGAUAUCUGAUUCAGAGGAAAAUGCUUUCAUGGAGCUUUUAAGCUUUAUGUACAGCGGAAAGUUGAUGACAACUGAGCCCAGUCUUCUGCUCGACAUCUUGAUGUCUGCUGACAAAUUUGAGGUUCCUUCUUGCAUGAGGCAUUGCAGUCAGUUGCUCAUAAGCUUGCCAAUGACCACAGAAUCUGCACUGCUCUACCUAGAGCAUCGAUGCUCCAUUUCAAUGACAGCUGAAGUUCAGCUUGUGAUAGGUGCUGCCAAGCAAUUCCUUGCCAAUAAAUUCAGGGAUUUCGAUGAGUUCUAUGAUGAAGCGAUGAAAAUCCCUCUUGCUGGGAUCGAAGUCAUCUUUUCAAAUAAUGACCUCCAUGUGCACAGCGAAGAUGACGUAUAUAACUUCUUGCUCAGGUGGGCCCGUGCACAAUACCCAGAAUCGGAAGAGAGACGCAAGAUCUUGAGUUCCCGUUUACUUCCGCUUGUGCGCUUUAGCCAUAUGCCUGGUCUGGCGCUGCAAGAGAUCCUUAUGUGCACUGAUACUGACAUCGACCAUGAUCAAAUAACUAAGCUGGUUACUGAGGUACUUCUACAGAAAGGUUACCCAGCACAGCUGGAAGGUGCUCUUGGCGCACCCGCAAUGGUUGCAGAGCGAGCUUAUGCGUCCAAACCCAUGAAAAUGGUUGCGUUUGAUCAACCCUGCCGACAGGUUAUAGUUUACUGGGAUCUAACGUUUCAGGAGUGCUCCCGACUCUUCCCGUCAGGAGAAAUAUACUCGCACAGGUUCUACCUUGCAGGGCAGGAAUUCUGUCUCGUGGCAGCGUGUGAAAGUGAUGAGGAGAAUGAGUCACACGGCUUUUGCAUCUAUUUAGGGAUCUCCAACAAGCCGGAAGGCUCCCCGGACAUGACAGUAGACUUUGAGUUUUCUGCAAGCAAAAGAUCACCAAGGAAAUUUGACGACGGCUCAUGCAGUCAGCACACCUUUACUGACGAUCCAGAGUGUGCAUUCAAGGGUCUCUUUUGUACUCCAUGGUUGGCGUUCAUUGCUGAUGACAGCCUCUUCAUCGACGGGGUGCUGCAUAUGAGAUCUGAUUUAGCGGUGGUGGAGCAACCACAGUUACAGACUUGAUGAUCACUCAGCAAAGUUAGUUUCUGUGUGCAGCAUCAGUCGCUUUGAUGGGAUCGCAAUUGUAAUCUGGGAUAUGUUUUAGUGUUGGCUCAGCCGGGUUCUGUGUUAGAUGUAUUAUCAUGUGCAAGUUGGUACUCCCUCCGUUGCUGAAAACUUGGCUGUCUGAAACGUUUUUCCCAGCCUAACGCAUUGGUUGCAUAAAAUCUCCGAUCCAUAAUAACUGUUGCUGAUUUA